AUGGAAGCGAUCGAUGAUCAUACAGGUUUACCGUCUGGAGUGAUACUAAUCAAAAAUUUGGCAAUCCCCGUACUCACACUGAUUUUCUUAGUUGGUGUGGUUGGUAACACUUUGACCGUGUUUGUGUUACGCACGAAACGUCUUCGCCAAUCAAGCACAGCAAUUUAUUUGACUGCCUUGGCCGUUGUUGAUAUUCUCUAUCUGUUGAGCAGUCUCCUUAUACAUAUAAUAAACUACACAUUCCUUUUUCCAAAUGAGGUGCCCUGCAGUCUUUGUCCUUUUCUCCAGUACACUCUGACAUACCUCAGUGUCUGGUUGAUUGUAGCCGUCACCGUGGAUCGGGCUAUUUGGGUCACUCGACCGUUCCAAGCAAAGCACAUUUGUACAAAACGGAAUGCGACCUAUACGGUGACUGUGAUAACUUUGACCUUGGUCUGUUUAGAUUCACAUUUCUUUUGGACUAUGCACUACGGCGUCAGUCAUCACCCAGCCGCUUCCAAUGGAGAAUGUCGAAGUGGUCCAUUUACUGAACGCAUAUUUCCCUACAUUGAUUUAGUGCUACUUCUUGUGAUUCCUUUCGCCUUCAUGUUAGCUUCAAACAUCCUCAUUGGGUGGCAGUUGAAGAAAAUGCGUGAUUUUGGACGUCGACGUCAACAGGAGCUGUCAGCCAAUCUACAGUGUACGACACACGAGGCACCUACACAUCCACAAAGCAUCGGAUCAAUGGCGAUCACUGCAAUUAUUUUCGGAAUAGAACGAUUUGUGUACACUCUGUGGUAUACUAAUUUUGCGGUUCAUUUCAUACUCUACUGUUUGAAUGGACCACCUUUUCGGGCAAAAGCUAUGCAGUUGUUCAAAUCUCGUUGUUGCAUAAGGAUGAAUUAUAUGCCUCACAAUAUUAAUGGAAAAUCCAAUCCCCGAUUUCCAAUGACCACGCUUCAAGUACCUCAAUACAGUAUGCGUCCAUCGGCAACCGAUACUGUCGUCCACAAACCAGCGAAACUGGUCACUUUACAUGCACCUGUUCUGGAACCCAGACGUCCGGUGCAAUCUCUACCGGAUAUUGUACUCGAAGGGAUGUGUGAUGAGCUACCGGAGAUUGAAGGUUCUGACGCAGCCGUAGAUGUGGAGCUAGGACCUUCAAGGAUUUGA
Molecule: messenger RNA, 1152 nt
Organism: Echinostoma caproni
Lineage: Eukaryota; Metazoa; Platyhelminthes; Trematoda; Plagiorchiida; Echinostomatidae
Source: the annotation of a GenBank genome assembly